This is a messenger RNA of Phytophthora megakarya, 642 nucleotides long. Lineage: Eukaryota; Oomycota; Peronosporomycetes; Peronosporales; Peronosporaceae. The record is from the annotation of a GenBank genome assembly.
AUGAAUGAGUUUGCCAUCAACAACACGGCGCAUGCCUCGACUGGGCAUACACCGUUCUUCGUGAACGCCAUGCGGCAUACACGCCUUCCGAGCACGUUCGGGGCGGUGGUUUCCUCCUUAAGUUGGGGAGGAUCUACGGUUGUGUCCAAACAACCCCAGAAGUCAGCUGAUAUGGAUCUAUCAGCUGCGAUGACACGUGCGAGAGCGAGAGCCCGCACACGACAAGGCGACGUGUCAGUGCCGGGCACUGACACUGUGAAGAACCACGAGCAGGCGACACCUGCUUCAUCCAAGGACAACGUGUCUGUGCGGAGUACAGAUACCGCAAAGACUCACGCACAGCCCGGGCCUGUUGCACGCACAUGCGAUGUAUCGAUGCCGGGCAUCGAUACUGAUAAGCUUCACGCACAGGUUGAGCUGUUGCGCGCACAUGCGAGGUGUCAGUGCCCGGCACUGACACCCCAAAGAGCCACGCACAGUCUGGGACUGAUGCGACCACAAGUGGCGAGUCUGUGCAAUGCACAGACGUCGACAAGACCAAUGAGCUGGCCCGGGGUUCAGCUCUCAAGCAAUGGGCUUUGUCCACGAACGACAAGCAGUCGUUCGAUUCGUUCAAGAUGCAAUUGCAACUUCUGCAGAUAG